This is a messenger RNA of Gorilla gorilla gorilla (western lowland gorilla), 4999 nucleotides long. RefSeq names its product periostin (gene POSTN). Gene Ontology annotation, biological process: cell adhesion; extracellular matrix organization. Gene Ontology annotation, molecular function: cell adhesion molecule binding. The record is from RefSeq and is a predicted model, not a curated record. Lineage: Eukaryota; Metazoa; Chordata; Mammalia; Primates; Hominidae. The transcript has 21 exons. Bases 152 to 2509 code for a protein of 785 amino acids. Gene Ontology annotation, cellular component: extracellular matrix.
UUUGAAGUUGCCGAUGUUUCUUGGAAAGAGUUCAGACUGUCAGGUUGAUGCAGUGUUCCCUCCCACAACUCUGACAUGUAUAUAAAUUCUGAGCUCUGCAAAGCCCACUGCCAGUUCUCUUCGGGAACUAACUGCAACGGAGAGACUCAAGAUGAUUCCCUUCUUACCCAUGUUUUCUCUACUAUUGCUGCUUAUUGUUAACCCUAUAAACGCCAACAAUCAUUAUGACAAGAUCUUGGCUCAUAGUCGUAUCAGGGGUCGGGACCAAGGCCCAAAUGUCUGUGCCCUUCAACAGAUUUUGGGCACCAAAAAGAAAUACUUCAGCACUUGUAAGAACUGGUAUAAAAAGUCCAUCUGUGGACAGAAAACGACUGUGUUAUAUGAAUGUUGCCCUGGUUAUAUGAGAAUGGAAGGAAUGAAAGGCUGCCCAGCAGUUUUGCCCAUUGACCAUGUUUAUGGCACUCUGGGCAUCGUGGGAGCCACCACAACGCAGCGCUAUUCUGACGCCUCAAAACUGAGGGAGGAGAUCGAGGGAAAGGGAUCCUUCACUUACUUUGCACCGAGUAAUGAGGCUUGGGACAACUUGGAUUCUGAUAUCCGUAGAGGUUUGGAGAGCAACGUGAAUGUUGAAUUACUGAAUGCUUUACAUAGUCACAUGAUUAAUAAGAGAAUGUUGACCAAGGACUUAAAAAAUGGCAUGAUUAUUCCUUCAAUGUACAACAAUUUGGGGCUUUUCAUUAACCAUUAUCCUAAUGGGGUUGUCACUGUUAAUUGCGCUCGAAUCAUCCAUGGGAAUCAGAUUGCAACAAAUGGUGUUGUCCAUGUCAUUGACCGUGUGCUUACACAAAUUGGUACCUCAAUUCAAGACUUCAUUGAAGCAGAAGAUGACCUUUCAUCUUUUAGAGCAGCUGCCAUCACAUCGGACAUAUUGGAGGCCCUUGGAAGAGACGGUCACUUCACACUCUUUGCUCCCACCAAUGAGGCUUUUGAGAAACUCCCACGAGGUGUCCUAGAAAGGAUCAUGGGAGACAAAGUGGCUUCCGAAGCUCUUAUGAAGUACCACAUCUUAAAUACUCUCCAGUGUUCUGAGUCUAUUAUGGGAGGAGCAGUCUUUGAGACGCUGGAAGGAAAUACAAUUGAGAUAGGAUGUGACGGUGACAGUAUAACAGUAAAUGGAAUCAAAAUGGUGAACAAAAAGGAUAUUGUGACAAAUAAUGGUGUGAUCCAUUUGAUUGAUCAGGUCUUAAUUCCUGAUUCUGCCAAACAAGUUAUUGAGCUGGCUGGAAAACAGCAAACCACUUUCACGGAUCUUGUGGCCCAAUUAGGCUUGGCAUCUGCUCUGAGGCCAGAUGGAGAAUACACUUUGCUGGCACCUGUGAAUAAUGCAUUUUCGGAUGAUACUCUCAGCAUGGAUCAGCGCCUCCUUAAAUUAAUUCUGCAGAAUCACAUAUUGAAAGUAAAAGUUGGCCUUAAUGAGCUUUACAAUGGGCAAAUACUGGAAACCAUCGGAGGCAAACAGCUCAGAGUCUUCGUAUAUCGUACAGCUGUCUGCAUUGAAAAUUCAUGCAUGGAGAAAGGGAGUAAGCAAGGGAGAAACGGUGCGAUUCACAUAUUCCGCGAGAUCAUCAAGCCAGCAGAGAAAUCCCUCCAUGAAAAGUUAAAACAAGAUAAGCGCUUUAGCACCUUCCUCAGCCUACUCGAAGCUGCAGACUUGAAAGAGCUCCUGACACAACCUGGAGACUGGACGUUAUUUGUGCCAACCAAUGAUGCUUUUAAGGGAAUGACGAGUGAAGAAAAAGAAAUUCUGAUACGGGACAAAAAUGCUCUUCAAAACAUCAUUCUUUAUCACCUGACACCAGGAGUUUUCAUUGGAAAAGGAUUUGAACCUGGUGUUACUAACAUUUUAAAGACCACACAAGGAAGCAAAAUCUUUCUGAAAGAAGUAAAUGAUACACUUCUGGUGAAUGAAUUGAAAUCAAAAGAAUCUGACAUCAUGACAACAAAUGGUGUAAUUCAUGUUGUAGAUAAACUCCUCUAUCCAGCAGACACACCUGUUGGAAAUGAUCAACUGCUGGAAAUACUUAAUAAAUUAAUCAAAUACAUCCAAAUUAAGUUUGUUCGUGGUAGCACCUUCAAAGAAAUCCCCGUGACUGUCUAUAGACCCACACUAACAAAAGUCAAAAUUGAAGGUGAACCUGAAUUCAGACUGAUUAAAGAAGGUGAAACAAUAACUGAAGUGAUCCAUGGAGAGCCAAUUAUUAAAAAAUACACCAAAAUCAUUGAUGGAGUGCCUGUGGAAAUAACUGAAAAAGAGACACGAGAAGAACGAAUCAUUACAGGUCCUGAAAUAAAAUACACUAGGAUUUCUACUGGAGGUGGAGAAACAGAAGAAACUCUGAAGAAAUUGUUCCAAGAAGAGGUCACCAAGGUCACCAAAUUCAUUGAAGGUGGUGAUGGUCAUUUAUUUGAAGAUGAAGAAAUUAAAAGACUGCUUCAGGGAGCUAUCUAAAACCAUCAGGUCAUUACUGAGUCACAAGUGUCCCCUUGUCUAGAUCCUAAAAGGUAUUGAUAAAAGAAGCUAGUAAAGAUUACACUAUGUAAGACUUUUUUUUUCCAAGGUCUGGCCAAUUAAUACAUAUCUGAACCAUGCUCUUCAACUCAAUAAGUUCUACCUAAAACUGAAUUUUCUAUCUAAACAGUUCAUAUUGUAUACAUUGUGGUACAUGUAGUACAUUUUUUGUACUUUUGGUAAUUUGAGUAUAUUUCUCAAUCAUUUAAGUCAUGACUAUUAACAUGGCUAACUGGUACUUUGAGUACUGAUGUUGUGAUUUGUCACUGAUACACUUCCGAGACCUUAACUGAAAAAAUUUCUCAUUAAAUGCAUAAAAUUUUUGUGCUUACCUUACAAUUAUGCAUUCUGAAACAACUCAAGCAAUUAAAGGAGAAUAACAGACUGUGUCGAAAGGAACAACAACAAAAAGUCAUUUUUGAAGGUUUUCGCAAAUCUGCCAAUAUAAGAGGUUAAGAUUUGUAACCUCUAUAGAGAAUAGUAGAUCGAGUUGUAGGUCUGCAUUCAGUCUGAGCCCCAACUCAAUCCCAAAUUAGUUGACUCUUUUCUUGCUUGUUUCCUUCAUCUGAAAGUGAGGAAUAGUAGUGAUACCUACAGUCUAAAUGAGUUAAUAUAUGACAAGCUCUUAGAACAAUGUUCAGCACAAAGUAAGCUGUCAUCAAAUGUUACUGUCAAUCAUCAAUUGACAUUAACAUGGUCAAUUAAGUAAUGUUUCUCACCCAACUUUAAAUUUCCAUAGUCAUAACCAUGGAAACAUACAAAAAACAAACAUGCAAAUAAAAUGUCAAAAUAAUUGAGCUGAGUACUUUGCAUGCUUUAGGAAAUAAGAUGUAGGGUGGUUCUUUGUGCCAAUAUAUUCAAGUAAUUGGUUUAUCUUCCCAUGUUUUGCUGCUCUAAACAUGAUCUAAUAUAACUCUCAUUCAUGUUGACAUAGCAGAGAGCUGCUAGGAGUAAACCUGUUUUCUACACAUUAAUCAAGCUGUUUUUCAAAGUAUUUGUUUGACACAUUGAACGUUUUAUAUUCUGGAAUAUUAUCACAGCAAAACCUCAUUAAUUGGAUGCUAUCAAAAUUAUGAAAGGAAAUCUGAGUGAGCACACUUGUUUUGAAAAGAAAUUGGUAAAUACUUCUAUGAUGCAGUUUUAAGUUAUACAAUUAACUGCUAUUUGGAAUUUAAUAAGUCCACUAUAAGCAAUGUGCCUGCACACCAAUUAAAGGUUGGAUCUGUCUCUUCUUGACAAUUUUUUAGAAGCCAUUAUUUCGUUACCAAAUAAACCUGAAGUUAAGAAAUAUUUAUAUUUACAUCUAUUUGUAUCUAUUGGAGAAUAUUUCAUAAUUCAGACUUGGUUGUUUUACACAGACUUCUCCCCAUUAUCCAACAUAGUGAGAUUUUUCUAUAGUUCUAUAUUUUACUCUAGUAUUAAUGUGGUUUUAUAAAUGAUUAUAUGCCUUAUAUUAGGGGGGGAAAGAAAUGUGAAAAUGUGCUAAGUAGACAGAAACAGAAUAUAUAAGUUUUUUUGAAUGUUAUUUCUUUUUUAAAAAAUUUGCUUGGUGUCAUAUAGCCAAAACUAUUCAUGGUGACAGUUUCAUUGCUUACUUUUUAUAUGAUUUCAGCGAAUUGAAAACAUGUAUAUAGUAGAAAAAAUUGGACUUCAUGCUGAGUAUAGAUGAUACAUAUAAAAGAAGUCGAAAUUUGGAGAAAAAAUUUAAAAAGAUAAGUAGAAAAAUGAAGUAACUGUAGAAACCAUAUUUACUGUUUGAUCUCAAAUGCCCAGAAACUGAGUGAAAAUGUGAAUUUAGGCCUACCAGCUAGUCUUGUCAAUAAACUAAAAGAAAAACAGGAAAAUUGAGAAAUAUGUUACAACUAUAACAACACAAAACAGCAUAGUUUUGAAACACUUGCAGUUCUUAAAUAUAAAAGCUUUUAUUAGUUAAUUUUUUAAAAGGAUCUCAUAGGAUUGACACUGAAUCAGGUUGGGAGGUGGAAUAAGGGUGAUGGCAUAUUCUUUCCGAAUUACUUAUUAUAACAUUUCUAGAAUCAUUAGGUCAAUGCUACUUUGUUGUCCUCAUGUACAAUAAAGGAAUCACAAAUUGAUCUUAGUGAUAAUUUUACAGAGGCAUACAUUGCACAUAGGUAUGACUGCAAAAAUGGGUGGCUAACUCUGGGAAGAUACUUGUGUUAAACUUUAUACAACAUUUAAUAACCCUUCAUCAUAAGGCAAUGUUUUUUACAAAAAGGUUGAAAAAAUCAUGUAAGUCAUGUACUCUGCAAAAAUGGCACAUUAGGUGGGGCUCCAAAAUCCAUAAUGAAACAAUGUGCUUUGCAACUAAGAAACAUUCAUUAUCAUAUAUGGAAAACACUGUCCGUCUACUUGUCCUUUACAAAAAAAUGUAAAACUCUGAGGAUCAUAAAAUUUAACUACUAAAAAUAA